AUGUCCGCGUGCCUGCAAUGGCUGGUCGUCCGGAACUGCUCCAGCUUCUUCAGGAGGCACAAGGAGACGUACAGCACCAAACCCAGUAACCUAAAGGCCCGCAACUCCUUCCGCCACAACGGGCCCAUUCACUGCAAGACUGUGGGUGUGCAGCCGGCGGCAGAUAGCAAAGGGGUCGUGGUAGCGAUGAAGCGGUGA
Mesoplodon densirostris (Blainville's beaked whale) is the source of this 198-nucleotide messenger RNA. Its product is annotated as large ribosomal subunit protein eL28-like. Bases 1 to 198 code for a protein of 65 amino acids. The transcript has a single exon. Lineage: Eukaryota; Metazoa; Chordata; Mammalia; Artiodactyla; Ziphiidae. The record is from RefSeq and is a predicted model, not a curated record. Gene Ontology annotation, cellular component: cytosolic large ribosomal subunit; ribosome. Gene Ontology annotation, molecular function: structural constituent of ribosome. Gene Ontology annotation, biological process: translation.